ACUCGGAAGACUGUCUCCCAGACACAGUUAUCAAUACAUAUCCGCCUGGGAUCAGGGAUCCAAUCAGAUGCAUUGAGCGAUCCCUAACGUGUUUCCCAGCGCUGGCAGAAGUAGGACAGAUGUCAUUUUUCUUGUCUUCAGUAUGAAAUAGAGCAGGUUGUGCUUUAAACAUGAACCAGGAGCUGGAUUUUAUGUUUGUUAAAUAUGCACGGGUCUGGAUCCCGGAUGUAGAGGAAGUGUGGAAGUCAGCAGAGCUCACCAAGGACUAUAGACAUGGAGAUGGUGUACUGCAGCUACAGCUGGAGGAUGGAAAGGAACUGGAAUAUAAAUUGGACCCCAAGACAAACAACUUACCACACCUCCGUAACCCUGAUAUCCUGGUGGGAGAAAAUGACCUGACAGCUCUCAGUUACCUUCACGAACCCGCUGUGUUACACAAUCUGAAAGUGCGCUUCACUGAUUCCAAACUCAUCUACACAUACUGCGGUAUUGUUCUAGUCGCUAUAAACCCAUAUGAGACACUACCCAUUUAUGGAACUGAAAUCAUUUACGCGUACAGUGGGCAGAAUAUGGGUGACAUGGACCCUCACAUCUUUGCAGUUGCAGAAGAAGCUUACAAACAGAUGGCCAGGGAUGAGAGGAAUCAGUCCAUCAUUGUGAGCGGAGAAUCCGGAGCAGGGAAAACUGUCUCAGCCAAAUACGCCAUGCGUUACUUUGCUACGGUCAGUGGCUCUGCCAGUGAAGCCAAUGUGGAAGAGAAAGUUUUGGCAUCCAAUCCCAUCAUGGAGUCCAUUGGUAAUGCCAAGACCACCAGGAAUGACAAUAGCAGUCGUUUUGGGAAGUACAUUGAGAUUGGCUUUGAUAAAAAGUAUCGCAUCAUUGGUGCGAACAUGAGGACAUAUCUCUUGGAGAAAUCACGUGUCGUAUUUCAGGCGGAUGAGGAGAGGAAUUAUCAUAUCUUCUAUCAGCUCUGUGCAUCUGCUCAACUCCCGGAGUUCAAAGCCCUGAAACUCGGAAAGGCUGAUGAAUUUCACUACACCAAACAGGGCAGGAACCCAGUGAUAGAUGGAAUAGAUGAUGCCAAGGAGAUGUCGACCACCAGAAACGCCUUCACACUGCUAGGUGUAAACGAGUCCUAUCAGUUGGGCUUGUUUCAGAUUCUGGCUUCAAUUCUGCACCUGGGGAACGUGGAAGUAAAGGAUAGAGACUCAGACAGCAGUAUUAUUCCACCAAAUAAUGGUCACUUAAGUGUGUUUUGUGAAUUGAUGGGAGUGACAUAUCAAGACAUGUCUCAUUGGCUGUGUCAUAAGAAGCUGAAGACGGCGACUGAGACAUACAUUAAGCCUGUUCCCAAACUACAGGCCAUAAACUCCCGCGAUGCUCUCGCCAAACAUAUCUACGCCAAACUCUUCAACUGGAUCGUGGACCAUGUGAAUAAAGCGCUGCAUUCUACGGUCAAACAGCACUCGUUCAUUGGAGUCCUAGACAUUUACGGGUUUGAGACUUUUGAAAUCAACAGUUUUGAACAGUUCUGUAUUAAUUAUGCCAAUGAGAAACUACAGCAACAGUUCAACAUGCAUGUGUUUAAGUUGGAGCAGGAAGAGUAUAUGAAAGAGCAGAUCCCCUGGACUCUCAUUGAUUUCUAUGAUAAUCAGCCAUGUAUCAACCUCAUCGAGGCCAAGAUGGGCAUCCUGGACCUACUGGAUGAAGAGUGCAAGAUGCCGAAGGGCUCUGAUGACUCCUGGGCUCAGAAACUGUAUAACACUCAUUUGAAGACGUGUGCACUUUUUGAAAAACCACGGAUGUCCAAUAAAGCUUUCAUUAUUCAGCACUUUGCAGAUAAGGUGGAGUAUCAGUGUGAUGGCUUUCUGGAGAAGAAUAAAGACACAGUGAAUGAGGAGCAGAUACAUGUUCUGAAGGCCAGUAAGUUUGACCUGCUGGUGGAACUGUUCCGGGAUGAGGAGAAAGCCAAAAGUCCGACCGGUGCUGCUCCUGCUACAGGAGGACGCACUCGCCUCAGCGUCAAACCAGACAAGAACAAAGCUGGCCAAGCCAGCAAAGAACACAAGAAGACAGUCGGACUGCAGUUCCGUAACUCUCUGCAGCUGCUGAUGGAGACACUGAAUGCGACUACACCACAUUACGUCCGCUGCAUCAAACCCAACGAUUACAAAUAUGCCUUCACGUUUGACCCCAAGAGAGCAGUACAGCAACUGCGUGCAUGUGGAGUUUUGGAAACAAUCCGCAUCUCUGCAGCUGGUUUCCCAUCUAGGUGGACAUAUCAGGAGUUCUUUAGCAGGUAUCGUGUCCUGAUGAAACAAAAAGAUGUUUUGACAGACAGGAAGAUGACCUGUAAGAAUGUUCUGGAGAAACUGGUGCAGGAUCCAGAUAAGUACCAGUUUGGCAAGACCAAGAUCUUUUUCCGCGCCGGGCAGGUUGCGUAUUUGGAGAAACUGCGUGCAGAUAAGCUGCGUGCUGCCUGUAUCCGCAUCCAGAAGACUAUCCGCUGCUGGCUGGCACGCAAGAAGUACCUGCGCAUGAAAUAUGCUGCCACAACCAUCCAGAGAUACGUCCGUGGAUACCAGGCCCGCUGUCUUGCGAAAUUCCUGCGUCGCACACGUGCUGCGAUCAUCAUUCAGAAGUACCAGCGCAUGUAUGUCCAGAGAACGUGUUACAAACGCAAGCAGGCUGCCGCUCUGGCCAUGCAGUGCAUCCUCAGGGCGUACAUGGCCAGACAGCUGUACAAAGCGCUUCUGCGUGAGCAUAAGGCCAUCAUCAUUCAGAAGAUGGUCCGAGGCUGGUUGGCGCGGCAGUGGUACAAGCGGUCGCUCAAAGCCAUCGUUUACCUGCAGUGCUGCAUCCGGCGAAUGCGAGCCAAGCGAGAACUCAAGAAGCUCAAGAUCGAAGCCCGGUCGGUGGAACACUUCAAGAAACUCAACAUCGGCAUGGAGAACAAGAUCAUGCAACUGCAGCGCAGGAUAGACGAACAGAACAAGGAGAACCGUGGUCUCAGCGAGCGUUUGAACAGUUUAGAGGUCAGCCAUGCUGCAGAGUCGGAGCGUCUGCGUGUAGAAUUGACGCGUCUGCGAGGGGCAGAAGAGGACGCCAAAAACAACGCCAACAAAGUUACGUCUCUUCUGGAAGAGGUGGAGCGACUGCGCAAAGACCUGCAGAACACACAGAAGGAGAAGAAAGCAAUCGAGGACUGGGCACGAACCUACCAGGAUGAGAUGGAACAGAUGAUCUCAGAGCUAAAGGAGCAAAACCACCUGCUGAAGAACGAGAAAAACGACCUGAACCGACUGAUCCAAGAACAGAGCCAGCAAUGGAAAGAGAAAAUGCAGAGGGCACUGAAGGAGGAAACCGAGCAGUUGGAAAACGAUUUAAACGAGGAACGUUCACGCUACCAGAACCUUCUUACCGAACACCUCCGACUAGAGGAGAAAUACGACGAUUUGAAAGAGGAGAUCACACUUGCUGUAAAUGUACCAAAACCUGGUCACAGACGCACAGACUCCACACACAGCAGCAACGAAUCAGAAUGUACCUACAAUUCAGAGUUUGCAGAGUCCGAGGACGGGACCCGCGGAGGGGAGGACGCUAUCAAGGGGAUACUGGAUAUGUCCUUGUUCCUAAAGCUGCAGAAGAGAGUAUCCGAGCUGGAGCAAGAGAAACAGUCACUACAGAACGAACUCGAUCGGAGAGAAGAGCAGUUUCAGCGGGCUAGAGCUAGGGACGAUGAGGAACACAAGAAAGCUCGCAGUGCUGAGCUGGAAUAUGAAUCCCUAAAGCGUCAGGAGUUGGAGUCCGAGAACAAAAAGCUAAAACAUAAUUUGAAUGAGAUGCGUCAGUCUCUGAGAGGCAGCGCUAAGGCCGGUUCUGCUGCUCCGGGUUCUCCUGCGUACACGGUCCUGCUGGAUCAGCUGAACGCCUCCAACGAGGAGCUGGAGGUGCGGAAGGAGGAGGUGCUCAUCCUGCGCUCUCAACUCGUCAGUCAGAAAGAAGCCAUGCAACACAAGGAGACCAUGACUGAGCCUUUGCCGUAUAUUGAGGAUGUGCAGAAGCUGACUGAUGCCAAGGAGAUCUCCCAGGCCUACAUGGGCCUUAAAGACACCAACAGAUCACCCAGGUUUACACGCAGACCGACUGAAGUGAACGAGCUUGUGAGCAGGUUGAGAUCCCCAUUCCCUGACUACCAUAAGCUGAAUGAGGAUGGAGAACUGUGGCUGGUUUAUGAAGGGUUAAAGGAAACUAACAGGUUGUUGGAGUCUCAGUUGCAGGCUCAGCGUCGGUCUCAUGAGAACGAGGUGGAGGCUUUGCGUGGAGAAUUGCAGAGUGUUAAAGAGGAGAAUAACCGUCAGCAGCAGCUGUUAGCUCAGAAUCUGCAGCUUCCUCCAGAGGCCCGAAUCGAGGCCAGUCUACAGCACGAGAUCACACGCCUCACCAACGAGAACCUGGAGCUUCACUCUGAUGAUCCAAAGGAGUAUAAAGCCUACAGAAUCAGCAUGUUACGCAGGAUGGUUGAUCUUAUGGAGCAACUGGAGAAACAGGACAAGACCGUCCGCAAACUGAAGAAACAGCUUAAAGUCUUCGCAAAGAAGAUCAAUGACCUUGAAGGUGGCCAGAUGGAUGUGUCUCCAGGACAGACGACUGAUGAGCCUGUUCAUCCAGUGAAUAUUCCACGCAGGGAGAAAGAUUUCCAGGGAAUGCUGGAAUACAAGAAAGAGGAUGAACUCAAACUGGUCAAAAACCUCAUACUUGAGCUAAAGCCUCGUGGAGUGGCAGUGAAUCUGAUACCGGGUCUGCCGGCAUACAUCCUCUUCAUGUGUCUGCGUCAUGCCGACUACAUUAAUGAUGACCAGAAAGUCCGAUCUCUACUUACCUCCGUCAUCAACAGCAUCAAGAAGAUCCUCAAGAAAAGAGGUGAUGACUUUGAGACUGUUUCCUUCUGGUUGUCUAAUACAUGUCGUUUCCUGCACUGCUUGAAACAGUACAGUGGUGACGAGCAAUUCAUGAAGCAUAACACUACUAAACAGAACGAUCACUGUCUCUCCAACUUUGACCUGGCCGAGUACCGGCAGGUUCUGAGUGAUCUGGCCAUUCAAAUCUACCAGCAGCUCAUCAAGUGUAUGGAGAACAUCCUGCAGCCCAUGAUCGUCUCUGGCAUGCUGGAGCAUGAAACCAUCCAGGGUGUGUCUGGGGUGAAGCCCACUGGUCUCCGUAAGAGGACGUCCAGUAUUGCUGAUGAGGGGACAUACACGUUGGACUCCAUCAUCCGGCAGCUCAACUCCUUCCACUCCAUCAUGUGUCAGCACGGAACCGACCCAGAGCUCAUCAAACAGGUGGUCAAGCAGCAGUUCUACAUCAUCGGCGCCGUCACCCUCAACAACCUGCUGCUGCGUAAAGACAUGUGCUCCUGGAGCAAGGGCAUGCAGAUCAGGUAUAACGUGAGUCAGCUGGAGGAGUGGCUGAGAGAUAAGAACCUCAUGACAUGCGGUGCGAAAGAGACGCUGGAGCCGUUGAUUCAGGCUGCACAACUACUGCAGGUCAAGAAGAAGACGGAUGAGGAUGCUGAGGCCAUCUGCUCCAUGUGUAACAGCCUCUCUACAGCACAGAUUGUGAAGGUGCUGAACUUGUAUACACCUGUCAACGCAUUUGAAGAGCGUGUGUCAGUACUGUUCAUAAGAACAAUACAGACACGUUUACGGGAUCGAAAGGAGUCGCCUCAGCUGCUGAUGGACACCAAACUCAUCUACCCCGUGACCUUCCCCUUUAACCCCUCCUCACUGGCCCUGGAAACUAUUCAGAUACCCAGCAGCCUCAAUGUGGGCUUCCUCACUCGUGUGUAGACCUGUCAAUCACCUCACCUCAACCAAUCACAUGGCAGGAACAGGGAGCCAAAAUAUAUAAAUGAAAAAAAAAAUGAUAAUACUGUAGGUAAUUAACCCACACACUUAAAGAGAAUGCAAUUUAAAUCAGUCAUGCCAUCAAUCCUUAUUUUUGCACUUCUUCAUUAUUUUAUUUAUUCAAUAAAAGAGUGAAUCUCACGAAACCUGUCCAGUAUGUGUUCAGAUCACAAUUGACCCAACAAUCAAAAGAAACACAAGAAACUACUUUGCUUGAAGAAAAUUAAGCUCAUUUGGACAAUUCAUAUUUUGAUAUUGUGGUGCAAUUUUAAUGACAUUCAUUCACUUCCUCCCAAAAUUCUGAUUACUGAAAAAUUCUGAUUA
Carassius carassius (crucian carp) is the source of this 6230-nucleotide messenger RNA. Its product is annotated as unconventional myosin-Va-like. Gene Ontology annotation, molecular function: microfilament motor activity; actin filament binding; ATP binding. The record is from RefSeq and is a predicted model, not a curated record. Gene Ontology annotation, cellular component: actin cytoskeleton; vesicle; cytoplasm. Gene Ontology annotation, biological process: vesicle transport along actin filament; actin filament organization. The coding region runs from base 171 to 5849 and encodes 1892 amino acids. Lineage: Eukaryota; Metazoa; Chordata; Actinopteri; Cypriniformes; Cyprinidae. The transcript is spliced from 42 exons.